Saxophila tyrrhenica is the source of this 807-nucleotide messenger RNA. RefSeq lists its product as uncharacterized. The coding region runs from base 1 to 807 and encodes 268 amino acids. The transcript has a single exon. The record is from RefSeq and is a predicted model, not a curated record. NCBI's taxonomy places the organism in Eukaryota, Fungi, Ascomycota, Dothideomycetes, Mycosphaerellales, Extremaceae.
AUGCCUUCUGAUGUUCCCCUCGCAGAUGAGUUGGAAGAUCUAGCGGCCGCCAACACCAUCUGCGCUCUUGCUGAAUUCGAUGACCACGUGAGACCGGAUGCUGGGAGCUUGUGGCCUGAGUACUUAACAAAUCUGAAGAACGCCAUCGCAUCGGCAGCUCCAUAUCUCGACGACUCCGCCACCAUUGAUGCUAUCAAUGAGAUGGUUGAAACUUGUGCAGAAGAUGUAUCGUUGAGAACUGCGUCGUCACCACCAUCACCACUCGACUCGCAUGGAUAUACCAGCUUCGGUAGCACACGGGACGAUGACAUAUGGGCCGGUUUUGUGACAGCAUGCGAGUCCCGGGGAGUCCUCAAACAUCAACUGGUGAAGUUCUCUGGCCUGCUCGAUGCGCCUGCUAUGUUCGAGCUUCAUUAUCCUCCGGAACGAGUGAACGAAACUCGGUUACUGUCGGUCGUCGAGCAGCGUAACAGUUGCCUCUAUCUUUACUUCUCGAAGCUCGGUCUGUCAAUGAAGAAUCCUGAAGCCAACAUCUGCUGGACCGAGCGAUUUUAUGCAAAGACCAGUACCGUAGCGCGGGAAAUGGAUGCAGCGCGGCCCUAUCGUGCUGUACACGAAAACGAGUUACUCGUUGAGAACGAACGACUUCGAACCAGCAUGUCCAGGCACUCAAGAUACCGAGUGAAAGUCGUCGUCACUGAGGUCACCGUCAAGGAAGACAUUGAGCGCGCACAGAAGGACAAGGACAUCCUGUUUACCCUGCCAACUCGCGACAACGAUUGGGUCCCGAUCUACAAUCAGCCAUAG